Messenger RNA from Vicia villosa (hairy vetch), 2364 nucleotides. RefSeq names its product protein FAR1-RELATED SEQUENCE 5-like. The transcript has 2 exons. Gene Ontology annotation, molecular function: zinc ion binding; DNA-binding transcription factor activity; sequence-specific DNA binding. The coding region runs from base 1 to 2364 and encodes 787 amino acids. Gene Ontology annotation, biological process: regulation of DNA-templated transcription. NCBI's taxonomy places the organism in Eukaryota, Viridiplantae, Streptophyta, Magnoliopsida, Fabales, Fabaceae. The record is from RefSeq and is a predicted model, not a curated record.
AUGAACACAUCAUCAAUUCCAGAUUGUGUUGAUAAAUGGGUGAACCAUAUACAUGAACAAAGUAUGGAACAAAGCCAAGAAAGUAUUGACAAAAUUGAGCCUCACUUAGGAAUGGAGUUUCUAUCUGAAGCAGAGGCUUAUGAGUUUUAUAAUAAAUAUAGUAAAGGAUUUGGGUUUGGUAUUCGCCGAGAAUAUUCAAAUAAAAGCCGAAUAGAUGGAGUUUUGACUUCAAGAAGAUUCACAUGCUUCAAAGAGGGUGCUCGAGUUAUUGACAAAAGACGCAACCCAACGGGAGAACCUAGAGCAGAAACCAGAACAGGAUGCCUAGCACGUAUGGUUAUUUCACUUGAUCGGAAGAUUGAGAAAUAUAAAGUUGUUGACUUUGUAGCUCAACAUAACCACCCUCUUUUGCCGCAGGAGUAUGUUCAUAUGAUUCGCUCUCAUCGACACAUUUCUGAGGCACAAGCAUCACAAAUUAUCUUGGGAGAAGAAUCUGGAUUAAGACCAAAAGAUUUGCAUGAAUAUAUAUCCAAGCAAUCCGGUGGAAUAGAGACAGUUGGUUUUACCAGACAAGACCUGAAGAACUUGCUUAAAACCAAAAGGAAGCAAUCUCUAAAAUACGGUGAAGUGGGUGCAUUGAUGAGAUAUUUCAAACAAGAAAGUGAAAAUCCAUCAUUCUUUUAUGAUUUUCAAAUGGAUGUUGAAGAACAAAUAACAAAUAUAUUUUGGGCGGAUGCACAAAUGAUAAAUGAUUAUGGGUACUUUGGUGAUAUCGUCACUUUUGACACCACUUACAAGACAAAUAAAGAUUGUCGACCGUUGGGAGUAUUUGUUGGACUUAAUAAGCAUAGGCAAACAAUCAUUUUUGGGGCAGCAUUGUUAUAUGAUGAAACAAUACCUUCUUUUCAGUGGUUGUUUGAAACAUUUCUCAAAGCGAUGACCCAAAGAAAGCCUAAAACCAUUCUAACAGAUCAAGAUGCUGCAAUGGCUAAGGCUAUUUCCUUGGUUAUGCCAGAAACUUUUCAUGGAUUGUGCACUUGGCAUAUAAGACAAAAUGCUUUAAGGCAUGUGAAUCAUUUAUAUCAGAAGAGUUCAAAAUUCGGAUUGGAUUUUGAAGCAUGUAUAGAUCUACACGAAGAGGAAGGUGACUUUUUGAAUGCGUGGAAUUCUUUACUUGUUGAACAUAAUGUGCUGGAAGGUUCAUGGUUGCAUACAAUUUUUCAAUCAAAGGAAAAAUGGGCAUGGACUUAUGUUCGAAAAACAUUCACUGCAGGUAUGAGAUCUACUCAAUUAAGUGAAAGCUUUAAUGCUGAUUUGAAAAACCAUUUGAAGUCAGAUUUAAAUUUGGUUCAAUUUUUUACUCACUUUAAAAGGGCUGUUAAUGGUAAACGGAACAAUGAGUCAGAAGCUGAAUAUGAGUCAAUACAUAAGUUGCCUAAAUUGAAAAUGAAGAAGGCUCGUAUGCUCAUACAAGCCGGAAGUGUUUACACUCCAAGAAUUUUUGAGGAAUUCCAAGAGGAGUAUGAAGAAUAUCAAGACACUUGUGUAAAGGAUUUGAAAGGAGGUUUGUUUGUUGUCACAAAUUAUGACAAUACAAAAGAAAGGAUAGUAAUGGGAGAUCCUAUGGAACAAAAAGUUUCUUGUGCUUGUCGUAAAUUUGAGACACAUGGCAUCUUAUGUAGUCACGCUUUGAAAGUUCUAGAUGUCAUGAACAUAAAAUUAAUUCCGGAACAGUAUAUACUCAAGAGAUGGACAAGAGGUGCAAGGUUGAGAAGUAAUCAAGAUUGGGAUGGAAGGCAUGUUGAAUUAGACAUGAAAGCACACUUCAUGAAGCGAUACAAUGAGUUAUGUCCUCGAAUGAUCAAAUUGACCAACAGAGCUUCGGAAUCACAUGAAACUUACACAUUUUUGUCCAAAGUCUAUGAAGAGUCGAGCAAAAUAAUUGAUGAUAUGUUAGCAAAAGAAUAUGUGGAUGAAAAAUCAAGUGGAAUGGUCCAUGUAUCAAUAUCAAUUGCAAAUGAUGAGAUUGACAACAUUGACAUCGUUGGUAUGGCAAAAGGCAUAAAGAAGAAAAAUUGUUCUCGUAAUAACAAAAAACGAGAUAAGUCUUGGGUUGAGAAAUUAAAUAGAAAGACAAAGAGAUACUCACAAAAAAAGAAAAUGAUCUCUCCAGAAAAUUCAGCACAACCGUUACCGCAACAAACUCCAAUCCAAUCAAUUCAAAGUGACAAUGGAAAUCAACAUCAAGCUAACUUUCAAGCGACACAAUCAAGUCAGAUUGAGAAUGAAACUCAACAUCAAGCUACUAUCCAUACAACACAAUCAAGUCAAAUUGACACAUUGGGAUUUCACAACUUUUUUUAG